Molecule: messenger RNA, 1975 nt
Organism: Chiroxiphia lanceolata (lance-tailed manakin)
Lineage: Eukaryota; Metazoa; Chordata; Aves; Passeriformes; Pipridae
Gene: CRELD1
Product: cysteine rich with EGF like domains 1
Exons: 10
Coding region: 8-1279 (423 amino acids)
Molecular function (GO): calcium ion binding
Source: RefSeq, a predicted model, not a curated record
GAGCGCGAUGGCGCCGCUGCCGGGGCGGCGCGGGGGGCCCGGGCUCGGGGAGGCCCUGCUGGGGGCCGCCCUGCUCGGGGGGGUCCUGCUGGCCGCCCGCGCCGACCCCGACCCCCACCGAGACGGGGCCGAGCCGUGCCGAGCCUGCCGCGGCCUCGCUGACAGCUUCAGCAGGGGCCUGGAGCGGACAGAGCAUGAGGGCUUUGGCGGAGGCAACACAGCCUGGGAGGAGGAGAAGCUGUCCAAGUACCAGCACAGUGAGACCCGUCUCCUGGAGGUGCUGGAGGGCGUCUGUGCUCCCUCGGACUUCGCCUGCCACCAGCUGCUGGAGCGGAGCGAGGAGCAUGUGGAGCAGUGGUGGUUCCACGAGCAGCAGCAGCACCCCGACUUCUUCCAGUGGCUGUGUGUGGACAGGCUGAUGCUCUGUUGCCCACCCGGCACCUACGGCCCGGACUGCCGGCCCUGCGCCGGCGGGCCCCGGCAGCCCUGCAGUGGCAAUGGGCGAUGCGAUGGCGACGGCACACGCCGCGGCACCGGCCUCUGCGUCUGCAGCCCGGGCUAUGGCGGCCCCUUCUGCGCCGAGUGUGGUGACGGCUACUAUGAGGCCUCGCGGAACAAGAGCCACCUGAUGUGUGCUGAGUGCUACCAGGCAUGCGGGCGCUGCACGGGGCCUGAGGACUCCAGCUGCCUUCGCUGCAAGAGGGGCUGGGUACUGCAUGAGCACCGCUGCAUCGACAUCGACGAGUGUGGCACAGAGAUGGCGCAUUGCCGAGCCAACCAGUACUGCGUCAACACGGAGGGCUCCUACGAGUGCCGAGACUGCUCCACGGCUUGCAUUGGCUGCAUGGGUGCCGGACCAGCUCGCUGCAAGAAAUGCAACAAGGGCUACUGGCGGGAUGGAGCCAAGUGCCUGGAUGUGGACGAGUGUGCCAGCGCCGAGGAACCGGUGUGCACCGGAGCACAGGAGGUGUGUGAGAACACAGAGGGCAGCUACCGCUGCGUCUGCGCCCAAGGCCACGUCCGCCGAGAUGGGCAGUGUGUCGAGGACAAGCCCCCUGAUGCCCCGGAGAAAGGCUUCUUUGACGAUGUGACCGACGAUGAGGUGGUGGUGCUGCAGCAGAUGUUCUUUGGCGUGAUGAUCUGUGCACUCGCCACGCUGGCUGCCAAGGGCGACAUGGUCUUCACCGCCAUCUUCAUCGGUGCCGUGGCCGCCAUGGCCGGCUACUGGCUCUCUGACCGCAGUGACCGCGUCCUCGAUGGCUUCAUGAAGGGCAGAUAGCUCUGGGGCUGCUGGGCAUGAAUGGGGAGGCAGGCUCAGCCUGAGGUGUGGGGCCCCCCCCAGCAGGGCUGGCUGACGAGGCUGCAUCCUGCACACAGUGCUGUGCCCUGCAUGCGUCCCCCAGCCCCGCCUUAGCGUAGGAUCUCGUUUUCUCCCCCCUGCGGAAAGAGCCAGGGGUACCUGAUCCCAGGGGCUCCCACACAGUCUUCUCUGUCUGGAGGGGUGAUGCCAGGCAGUGUGGCACUGUGUGGGGGGCACAGCAUGCUGCCUCCAGCCCCUUGUGCUCUGAAGGAGAGACCUGGAAUCAUGGCAGGUGGAAGUGGGGGGGCAGGUGAGGGGGUGAUCCUGCUACCUGCCCCCAGGCUGGGGCUGCUGUCUCUGUUAGGACCCCCCUCCCAUAAGGCCAUUCCCUGUGGGGCAGUGAAGGGCUAGGUCCCCCCUCUGCCCUGAGCUGUGGGGCUGGGAGAGCUGCCCCCCCAUGCCACCUCUCCUCCCCAUGUCCCUGGGCAGAGCCCAUCUCCCCUCCCAGACUGGACGGGCUGGGGGCCCCAUGUUGCUGGGGGUGCCAUGCUGGGCGAGGAGGGGCCCUGCUGGAUGCAUGAGUGUGGCCAUUGCAUUUGUCCGUGGUUUGUCCAUCGGGGUGUGCCCAUCUGUCUGUGUGUCCAUAUCUCAGGAAAUAAAGCUCUGCACACCCAG